This is a messenger RNA of Bursaphelenchus xylophilus (pine wood nematode), 1748 nucleotides long. Lineage: Eukaryota; Metazoa; Nematoda; Chromadorea; Rhabditida; Aphelenchoididae. The record is from the annotation of a GenBank genome assembly.
AUGUACUUGUUCGAAAAGGCGACAAGAGCAUCGUUCACAAAGUGGUAUGGUAAUCGGAGAAGUGUCUUGAAAGUACACUCAGAUCCUAAAAUAAUAUGUGUUGUCUCGCAUUCUAUGGAUAAGUACUCCAUUCCGCCCAAUUAAAUUUUGUGGCCGAUUUGAAUGAUUGCAAUGAUGCCAGUUGCACAAAGAACCUCUUUUGAGCUUCCUUCACCUUACUCGUAAAAUAUUUUUGCAAAAUCAGAGUCUGUGAGAUAUUUUCUGUCAAUGACAUGAUUAUGUGCUCUAACAUCUAUGAUAUACAUAGGUCCUUGAAUGAGUGGCAAUUUCAUAUAUUUCUUUUAUGUUUUUGAAGUUUAGUGGCCGUUCAUGAUACCAGUUUUCAUUUUACAUGGCUUUUACCGUUUUAAAUCUACUUCGGUUUUCAGCGAUAAUACUGGUCGGCCCAUGGAUCUGAUCGACGGUUUAUGGGCAUUUAACGUCCUCAUCAUAUCAGCGGGCACCAUAACAACAGCAUAUUUUGUGUACACAGUGCGCAGAUGUCAGUCUCUGCAUCCAAAUCUGCGCUUUUAUUUAGUAAGAACAUUCCGUUGCGUUCUGAAUUACAAAUUUCUUCAGAUUCAAAUAGUAAUUCCCCUUAAUUUUGUCGGGAUCUCUCGAUUCUUCGGCUUCCUCAACGAUCAUUACAAAUGGUUCUCACAUAACAGCGACUAUUGUAUUCUUAUUGGAAGUCUGAAUGUCUUCUCCACAGGCCUUGGGGAUUGCAUAAUGCUGGCGAUUGUAACCGAGAGAUCUAUCGCAACCUGUCAGCGCAGCCAUUACGAGCACAGAAAUGCUGGAAUGGCAAAGAUUUAUUGUUUCUUUAUGGUUGCAUACGGCGUGGUAUAUGUGGGGAUCUGUUGGUACUGCGCUGGAAAACUUGAAGGUGAUAUCUAGAUAUGGUGAUACGUAAACAUUACCUGGAUUAUGCCAUCUUACAUUGCAAUUUUAGAAGUCUUUCCGCAAAGAUGUAUGAUCCUCGAUCGCCAUCCCAUUCUGGACGCCUUAGGUUUUUCAAUGUGCGGCUUCUUUUCUUUUACCUGCGCUCCUUUUAUGGCCUACCUCUACAUUUAUAACCAAAAACUGAUCGCUAAUCGUCAAGUAAUGGAAUCCCUUACCUCCCGAUUCCAAGUCAACGAAAAUGUCAUAGUUUUGAAGUGUUUUCUACCAGUGUUCGUCAUUUGUUUCGCUGUUUACGGAGGUCUAGGACUCUCAAGUAUAGCUGCAUCAGGCAUUAUGUCAAAGGUUAUGGAAAACCCCGACUUAUGGCUCCUGGAUGCACUUGCCCACGUAAGUUCCGUAAACAUCAUGUUCACAGUUUUACUUACACGUAAAUUUGACUUCAAGAGGGGUGCGAACAAGAAUUCAACUCUGUUCUUGUAGCUAAACUUUACUUUUAUUAUUUCACAAAAAGCAUUGAAGGUGGUUUAUUGUAAAGACUACACAAUUCAAGAGUAGAUUGUAUGUAUAAUAUGUACAAUUCGCAGGUGUCUCAUAUCUUCGUGGACUCCGUUUGCCUGACAUUUGAGAUAAUUUUUAUGGUGUGCCAUCCAACCAUACAGAGUCGAGUGGCCAAGGACCUGGCCAAUUGGUUUCCUCAAAUCUAUCCAGAAGACUUUUUGUUAAGAGAAAAGCAAAGGAAAUGUGUAAAAGAAGGGAUUGGAAACAGCGACGACUACUUCAACCAAUAUGAAACUCUGUGGAAGUAA